AUGGCUCCACGCAACGGAGAAUCUCCCUCGAUGGCGAAGAAGAAAAUAAAGAGAACACACAAGAGAAAGCGGGAAGAGGAGGUCGAACGCAUGGAUUCACUUCCGUGGAGCACUUCUAUACCAAUCGGAGAAGACGACGACGGCGAAACCUUCUCCACUCUCUUCGCAGGUUCAGCUGAGCUUGACGGAGGUUUUCUUUCACUUGAAGAAAUUGAUGAAGCUGAUUACAAUCUGACGGAUCUUCCUACGAUUGAAAGUGGAGAAACAGAGAAAGUGUCGAAGUCGAAGAAACGAGCUCGAGAAAACAAUGAUGGUGACAAAGAGGAUGUAGAUGAGAUAUUUGAAGGCGGACAAGAGAACGAAGACGCAGAAGAAGAUGCUGAAAUAGAAGAAGCAGGAGAAGAAGAGAAACGCAAGGAUGAUUUGGAGAGCCAGAGGAAAAGAGAGAAGAAAGCUAAAAAGAACAAGAAGUUGAAGGAGUAUAAGAAGAAGAAGAAGAAGAUGAAGAAGAAGAUGGCUAUGGAGACCGAAAAGGAUCAGGACUCUUGUGCUGCAGUUAGUUCUGAUAAGGAUGACACAGUAGAGGAUCUAGAUGGUGAAGAAGAGACUGCCCCAGAGUUUAGUGCAUGGAGUUUGAUGAGACUUCAUCCAUUGCUCAUGAAAUCAAUAUACCAACUCGGAUUCAAGGAGCCGACAGAAAUCCAGAAGGCUUGCUUUUCCGUUGCAGCAUUUCAGGGAAAGGAUGUUAUUGGUGCUGCGGAGACAGGGUCUGGAAAGACGCUUGCUUUUGGGUUGCCCAUACUGCAACGCCUGUUAGAUGAGCGUGAAAAGGUUGGUAAAAUGCAUGCAGUGGAGGGAGAGGAAGCACAGAAGUACUAUGCAGAUGGCUUUUUGCGAGCUCUUAUCAUCACUCCGACUAGGGAACUUGCUCUACAGGUGACUGAUCAUCUUAAGAAAGCUGCUGAUAAUCUCGGAGUCCAGGUCGUUCCUAUUGUUGGUGGGAUGGCAUCAGCGAAGCAGGAAAGACUUCUGAAAGGAAAACCAGAAAUAGUUGUUGGAACUCCAGGAAGGUUAUGGAAACUUAUGUCGGCUGGAGAAACGCAUCUUAUAGAGCUGCAUUGCUUGUCUUUCUUUGUGUUGGAUGAGGCUGAUCGCAUGAUUGAAAAAGGGCAUUUCCGAGAGCUGCAGUCUAUAAUCGACUUGCUUCCAGUGACAGAUAGACCAAAUGAAGGAGAAAUGCAAACUGACACAGUUUCCGACGCCCCAAAGAAGAAAAGACAGACAUUUGUUUUCUCAGCUACCAUAGCAUUGUCUUCGGACUUCCGUAAAAAGCUAAAGCGUGGCUCCUCGAAGUCAAAGUCUGGUGAAUUAAAAUCUAUUGAGGAUUUGUCUGAACGAGCUGGAAUGAGAGAUAAUGUUGCCAUCGUUGAUCUGACAACUGCAUCUAUUUUGGCACCAAAGAUUGAAGAAUCUUUUGUUACGUGCGAAGAGGACGAUAAAGAUGCUUACUUGUAUUAUAUUCUGAGCGUCCAUGGACGAGGGCGGACAAUUGUAUUCUGUACAUCAGUGGCAGCUUUGCGGCAUCUAUGCGCGCUUUUAAAGAUUCUUGGACUAGAUGUUUGCCAAGUCAACGGAGAUAUGAAGCAGCCAUCUCGUUUGAAGGCAAUCGACCGCUUCCGUGCAAGCGAAAAUGGAAUACUCAUAGCAACAGAUGUUGCAGCUAGGGGAAUUGAUAUUAAGAAUGUCCGAACUAUUAUUCACUACCAACUUCCACAUUCAGCAGAAGUAUACGUACAUAGAAGUGGGAGGACUGCUAGAGCAUUUGCAGAUGGAUGCACCAUAGCUUUGAUUGCGCCAAAGGAGGCAAAAAAGUUUGACACUUUGUGCAAGUCAUUCGGUAAGGAAAGCGUAAAGGUAUUCCCUUUGGAGAGCUCUUACAUGCCAGCUGUCAAGAAGCGAUUAUCUCUAGCACGUCAAAUAGACGAGAUUGAAAGGAAAGGCUCGCGGGAAAAAGUGGAGAGGACCUGGCUUGAAAAACAUGCUGAAUUGAUGGAACUCGAAUUGGACGACGAUGAAAGUGAAGAGGAAAGAGUGGACAAUGUUAGGCAGAGAAAAGCGACCUCAGCACGAGUUGAAAAGCUAAAGAAGGAACUUAGCUCGCUUUUAUCACGUCCGAUGCAGCCCAAGAAAUUCUCACGCCGUUACUUUGCUGGGAGUGGUGUGACGCCACAGUUGCAGAAGCAGUUAACAGAGUUAGCCAGUCGAACUGGUGGAGAUAAAAAGAGAAGAAAGCUUGCUGUCGUUUCCCAGAAUUGCAUCGAACCUCUUCAAGCCCUUCGUGAUGGUGGCAACGAGGUGAUGAGCAUGAAAGGUCAGAGUGCAGAGAAGCGGCGCGAUAUAGCGACCUUGAGGAAGAAGAAAAAGGAAGAGAAAAUAGGUCGGCGUGAUCAGCGAAGGGAACAGAAGAAAAAGAGAAAACUAAUGGCUUCUUCUUAA
Molecule: messenger RNA, 2496 nt
Organism: Microthlaspi erraticum
Lineage: Eukaryota; Viridiplantae; Streptophyta; Magnoliopsida; Brassicales; Brassicaceae
Source: the annotation of a GenBank genome assembly